This is a messenger RNA of Cicer arietinum (chickpea), 3274 nucleotides long. The record is from RefSeq and is a predicted model, not a curated record. NCBI's taxonomy places the organism in Eukaryota, Viridiplantae, Streptophyta, Magnoliopsida, Fabales, Fabaceae.
GUCACAAAGUCAAAUAAUCUAUAAUUUCGGUGCAAACCCUAAUUUUUCCUCGCUAGAAUCGUAGAGAGAGAAAGAAGAGUGAGAAGAGAAAGACGUUUCGUUUAUAUCUCUUUCUCGCUCUAUUUGUUGUUUCCCACCUUCGUUGUUGUUUCGUGGAAGUUGCAGGACUUGACCCCAAAACCCUUUUCUUUUACUUUUUUUUUUUUUUAUCACAACCUUGAUUUUCUUAUCAGGUUCCCGCUACUAUAUUUGAUGUGAGACUAAGGCUAGGAUCUACUACUUUACUUGGAUAGUUGAAGUAUUUUGGAAGAUUGAAAUAAAUGUUUACAAAUGGUUAAUUUGGUGCAGGAAUUUUUUGCCAACUUCAAUAUUUAUUUAUUGAGGAUUUGCUAUUGAAUCGUAAUAACUGAAGUUUGAAAGAAAGGUUUUGACUUGUGAGCUUAUCUUGGAAUCAUGCCUAUUUCAGGACAUGAAGAGAGUGGGGUAAAGUCCUUUGCUGGGCAAUUUAGUGAUUUAGUUGCAGGUGUGCCAAUCAAGAAAAGGAGGCCACGGCCUUCUUCCCCUCCUUCUGAAGAGCCUUGUUCAAUCACCGAAGAAACUGAGUUACAACGAAAAGAAAAUUCAAGCACAUCUCAAGGAUCAACUAUAUCAAAUGUCAGUAUUGCAGGUGCACCUCCCAAGAAAAGAAGGUUUCGUCCUUCACUUCAAGCUUCUUCACCUUCUCUGGAAAAGGCUUCACCUCAGGAAAAAGGUGAUGCCUUGCGUAAGGAACAUUCAAGCACAUCAUUGGGUUCAACCCUUUCUACGAGUUCUGCUGGAUUAUCUGAUACCAUUAGAAACCCUGUGUUAGAAGAAAAGAAUGCAAGUUCUGUUGUUACCAAUGCGGACAUAGUGCUGAAAAAUUCUUCUUUCGUUGUGCCCAAACUUGAGGAGUCAAACCCUGCAACUCCAUCUUGUCUUUUGGAUGUCGUGGAUAGCAAAGAGAAGGUGGUGCUCAAUGAAGGUAUUGAUAAAAAUUCGGGAUCCCAAACAAUUAAGGGAAAUCCUGAACUCUUAUUGGCUGCAAAAGCAGGUCUUGCACUUGGCAUUGGAGCAGGUGUGAGCAAACAAAUCGUCCAAGAUUUAAUUAAACAAGAGGGUUCUGUGGUGUCUGGAAGUACUAAUUUAUCUUUAAGCUUAAAGGAGCACUUUUUUCCAGCUGUUACAAGUCCGGCAAUUAAUGAAAUACAUAAAAAAUUGGAGAAAGGAGAACCCGUCUCAUUGGAAUUAUCAUUAAGCAAGGAGGAAUGCAGUACUCACAGUUCUAAUACUGAUUCUAAAAGUAAUAGUGACACUACUCGUGUUUAUUCUAGCAGGGCAAACUGGGAUCUGAAUACUACGAUGGAUGCAUGGGAUGAAGCAAGUGAUGCCAGUUCUGUUAAAACAUCUAUUGAUGGGCUGAAUAUUACUCACAGUGCGCUUGAUGAGAACCAGUUAACGUGCUCAAUUGGGAUAACACCGCCAGUUAUUGCGUCUGUAAAACAAACAUUCAAAGAGAGCCAGAACAAAGCUUUCAUAACUUCAUCUGCUCCGUAUGGGCAGCAUCAUAAAUGUGUGGAUCCACGUAAUCUCUGUCUUUCACCUUAUCUUCCGAAGUAUGAUGAGAGUCCUUGUAGAAUAUCUGUUAAAUUAAAUUCAGGUUGUGCUACUCCUAUAGUCAGUUUGCCAAGAAUGGCAGCUACUGCUGGUGAUGCAAAUACUUCUAGUUUUAGGUUGAUAAAGCCAGAACCACUAGAUGACAACCCGAAGAAGGAUUUGAAAGAAGCUAAUGUUUGUCCUGUGGCUUCGUUAGAUAGUGUUGCUGUCAAAAAAGAAUUUAUUCCGCAUUCUUUUGUCAAGCCAUCUAAGUCAACUGUUAGCAAUUCGAAGUUAGUUGCUCCUACAUUCAUUAAAUCUGAACCAGGUCAUGAGGGUAGGCAGGAAAGAUCCAAAACAGCAGAGAUUAGUACUGCAGGUCAGUUGGUUAAAUUGUUGCAACAUGGGUCAUUUACUUCUUCUUCUUCCUCAUCCAUGGCAGUGCCAGCCAUGUUGAAUUCGACACAAGUUUCUGCAGAGGGAGCUCAUCUUGCAGUGAAAUCUGUGUUUACAGCAGAAUUAGCCACCGAUAAAAAUAUAGUAGGUCAGCUAGAAAAUUCUAUCCGUGCAGAAGAAACUAAUGUUGAGAAAGUAUAUGAUGAAGUUUCCUCAAAUGCCGAGCCCGUACCUCUAGUAACAGUCGCUAUUCCUAUGGUUGGAACUGGUACAAAAUUGACUAAUCUUGGAUUGAAACAUUCUUCUCUUGUAACCAAGAAAAAAGAUGCUGAGGAUCAUGAUGGUUGCAGAUUGAAACUCAUGAAUGAGCUUCCUGAUCCACGAGACAGUGCAGAAGAUUGUGUUAGUGAUGAAGAAAAGAUAACCUUGUCAGCUGAUAUGUUGGAGGAUGAUUCUUAUGGUUCUGAUUUCGAGUCAGAUGACAACCAUGCUGUAACUGUUGCUGUUGACACUGAGCGAUACAUUGAAGAUGAUGAUUAUGAGGAUGGUGAGGUUCGAGAACCACUGGAGCCUUCGAAAGUGGAGGAUGCCAUAUGUGAGGUAAGAGAAGUAGAACAUCGUGACUCUAGUAACUAUGAUAACAAACCAGUGGAGAAAGGAGUGGUGAGUGGUGAUUACCCCACUUCAUCUCGUGUGGUGGAAAAUAACAAUGAGACUGUAAUCCACAAUGAAAUUUUUGGGAAAGAUGGGGUGGACAUUCUAAUGCAUGAGAAGCCUGGUAAAAUCGUUUAUAAAAAUGUUUGUGUACAAGAGUCAUUGGAUGGUGAAAAAUCUGAUAUUGCUGCUGAUAACAGAGAAGUUAAUGUUUUGCAAAGGAAACCAUUAGAUCUUUCAGAAAGAAUAAUUGUCUCUGAAACUCAGGAGACAGAACAGCCUUCUGAUGGAAGCCAUGUGAUAGAUGUUCAAUGUGCUGAUGAGGUUUUGAAAACAACUGACACUGUUAGACAAACCAACUUAGAUUUAUCAAAAAUGGAAGGAUCUGCAAAUAACGAAGAUAUAACCAAAGAUGUUGGUAACAGUGGUAAUCAAGGAAGAAUUAUAGAUCUGUCACGAGCUGCUAGUUCGUCAUCCCCUAGUAAAACUAGACCUAUUUCAGGCAGAUCACUGCCGACUCGAGCUGGAAGAGAUGUAUUAUCUGACACACUUGACUGCAACAAAUUAUACAGAGGAAGGUAAGCUUUUUUAGUUCAAUAUACUAUACCAA